AUGGAUUCAGGCGACUCCGAGCCCGAUGCUUUCUCAACUGAGAGCCUCUGGCGGCUUUCACGGUUCAGCAUAGAGGUUUUACAACCCCUGGAGUCACUUCCAUGGAACGCGGACUUGCCAGCGAUUCCAAAGGCUUGCUUUCAAGGGGUCCCCGAGCCAAACGAGCAGGUUGACCCGAUAUGGAAGCUCAAUCUUUUCCCGAAUGACCUCGAGCACCGAGAGCUCGUGGAUUCGAUUAUCGACCCCUCAAUCGACAACCUGUCGGAUACCCCAAGUGAUCUACUACCUAAUACAAUUAAGGAGGAUAAUAUUUGGUCGUUGAGUCUUCUCCAGGAGGAACCUGGAUAUUUUGCUCCGCUGAAAUCCUGGGAGAAAUACCAGGACCGCGCAUUUAAAGAACCAGUUUCGGCAUAUUUCAGCGAGUCAGGUGCUAAGGGUUUCGAUGCGGUCCUUUCACGUCAAGGAAUCCAGAAGGGGCAGGUUACACCAAACCGUAUGGCUCGAGAGGAUGUCUUUAUCCGUUCAUUGCUCCGCCUGGGAUUAGGAUGGAGUUCUUGGUUCUUCAGUUACAACCAAAAGACAAAGCUAUUCGAAAAGUCAGUGGCAAACAUGCGUGUUUCAGGAUUGUCAUCCCUGGCUUUGGAUGGUGUUAUAUCAGAGGUACUGCAUUGCGGGACACUUAUGCAGUGGGUGCGAGCCUUUGCCAAAAAUUCCUCGACCAAGUCUAAGGAUUUGUCCGCUUUGUUCACCUUGCGCGGUACAAUCGCGGUCAUUGUCUACAAUCUUGAAAAGCAAAUUCUGUCUCAGUGCAGAAAUAUCGUCUCGGCUUUACAAGUUUCCACGCUUUUUCGUCGAUGCCGAGACCUACUGGGAGUUUUGGCCGAAAUUGUUCAUAAUGCAGAGAAGGCAACGUCAGAAGCGGAGGUCAUCUCAAAUGUUAUGGAACAAGCGGCACAAUUUUCGCACACGUAUGGUUGGAUGGAGAAUUUACUACACGAGAUGGUGGUUCAGAUCACCCUCCCCUGGUUCGGUUUCAUCGAAGGUUGGAUUGGCCUUCGGCCAGCUGAAGCGGCCCUGGAUGAACUGAUUGCCAGCGGAAGAUCAUUCGUUCAACUCGAGCGCCAUAAUGACCCCAACAAGUUCCGGGACCAACCGACGCAUGUCGAAUACACUUAUAGGCAGAACAACAUGCCUUCAUUCGUACCCUUCGAUCAAGCAGAGUCAAUUUUCGAAAGUGGAAGAAGUCUGCGACUCCUCAAGAAAUCACAUCCAUACCACCCGCUCGCCAGACACGAUGUUCUUGACCGAGCUGGUAGGCUGCGAUUGCAUUGUGCGACUACCUGGGCAGACAUCGAGCGCAUCCAGAGAAACGCCGAUGAAUAUGAAACAAGGCUUCGGGCCGAAAUUUUGAAAUAUCACCGUGGCGAAUCACUGAUUCAGCCGAUGGAUAAUGGUGCCAGCCCUGAAGACACCGACGUUCUCGGCGAAAAAAUAACCAAAGAGACAUUUGAGAUGUUUGAUAUUGACGAUGAAAAACACAUCUCUGGAUCUGCCAUGGAUCGAGCUGCGCUUGCGAAUGAGAAUGUCGACCGGAUGCUUCAAAAUGCUAGAGACUUCGACUCCGACCCAUUCAAUCCUGGCAGUCAAUUUGGACCAGAACUGGCAUCCGCACUUUAUUUGUCACUAGCCCCGGUGAUCUCUUCCCAGGCUCAGCUGAUCGAUUUUUCAUGCCUCCAUCACCUCUUCAAAGAACACAGGCUCCGCCACCAUCUGGAUCUCCAAUGGCGCUUCCAGUUGCUAGGUGACGGCUCAUUUACCACACGCCUUACAAACUCUCUUUUCGACCCGGAAAUGGAGAGCGGAGAGCGUAAAGCAGGCGUAGUACGGAGUGGAGUGCAUACCGGAUUGCGACUCGGCAGUCGUGACACCUGGCCGCCAGCUAGCUCGGAAUUGCGGCUUGUUCUAAUGGGCCUCUUGGGCGACUGUUACUUCGGCGACGUUAAGCCAGAUAGUGAUACCGCAAAGCAAAGCGAAAACGAACUCCCUGGUGGACUCAGCUUUGGAAUUCGAGAAUUGUCUCCUGAGGAAAUCAAGCGAUGCCAGAACCCGAAUGCGAUCGAGGCAUUGGACUUCCUCCGCCUUCAGUACAAACCACCCGAGGCCCUGGAAGUCCUCAUAACGCCGCAGUCUCUGAAGAAAUACGAUCGACUCUUCAAUCAAUUACUUCGCCUUCUCCGGAUCCUAUCGGUUGUCAAGGGUCUCAUUCGCGACUCAACCAGCCGGAAUUCUAUUGCGGGAGACAUACGGAAUGUAUUUCAGAGAUUCCGAGUUGACGCCCAGUUUUUUGUUCUCGCAAUAUGCGACUACUGCUUCCAUAUCGGCAUUGGCUCCAUUUGGAUUCGUUUCCAAGAGACACUUUCCAAAAUCGAGCGUUGUCUUGAUCGUGGAGAUGCUGACGGCACGAUUGAAGCUGCUCAUUCCGUCACCCGCCUCCGUUAUUUCCACGAGGACAUCCUGGAUCAAAUGCUGUUCGCUCUAUUCUUGAGCAAGCGUCAUGCGCCGGCUGCAAAGCUGCUUGACAGCAUUUUUAGCACCAUUCUUGCAUUCGGUCCACUCUCAAAAGCCGAUGGAACGAACGGAGUCCGUCAUGAAAACGAAGCCGCUGUACACGACCUGUACAGGGUCUUCAGGAAACACACGUCGGCCUUCGUUGGUUAUCUGCGAAGUUUGGAUACCGGGAAAGCCUCCUCGAAGUCGAUGGCAAAAUCUGGAGCAUCGUUCUCUUUACAAAAUGAGCCAACUAGUGUUUUUGAGCACCUCCGAGUGAAAUUGGAGAUGAGGGACUAUUACUGA
Molecule: messenger RNA, 2853 nt
Organism: Penicillium argentinense
Lineage: Eukaryota; Fungi; Ascomycota; Eurotiomycetes; Eurotiales; Aspergillaceae
Product: tubulin gamma complex associated family protein
Exons: 2
Coding region: 1-2853 (950 amino acids)
Biological process (GO): meiotic cell cycle; microtubule nucleation; mitotic cell cycle
Cellular component (GO): equatorial microtubule organizing center; spindle pole; gamma-tubulin complex
Molecular function (GO): gamma-tubulin binding; microtubule minus-end binding
Source: RefSeq, a predicted model, not a curated record